GGGCCCGCGUGGAACGGGUUACAAUUUGGUUGGGUAGCCUCUGGAGGGGAAGGCGCUUAAUAAAAUCCCUUAGGGGACGGUGCCUCGGUGUGAUGGACGGCUCUGGGAAGGGGCGGGGAAGAUCUGUGAUUGGGCGCUACAGAGGAACUCCUCCCUGUGGACGUGAUUGGUUACCUGGAAAGAGGACUGCACCAACGGGGCGGGAUAUCAUUUGGAGGUGGGGCCAAAUCCUGACUAGGCCCCGCCUAGGCCUCCAGGCUGAGGGGCUCCUGCUAGUCUUCGGCUGGAGAAUUUGGGGCCGGACCUCUGGGCGGUAAGGGAGUGAGUGCGGUGCGCAAUGCCUCAGUGGAGCCCGUGGGCUCUGGCAGAACCGGCUGCGUCUCCCGCAGUCUCUGAGGAGCAGCGGAGCCUUCUCGCGAUCCUGGAUCUGAGGCGGGAGAUGCCUGCCCUGAGGGCGACCAAGAGCUUCCUGAGCCUCCUCUUCCAGGUGCCGAGAGUGCUGUUGUUGCUGGUCCGGGACGCGCUGCUCGGUGUGUGCAGGGAGGUCUGCUCAGUCCACUUCCUGUCCGCUGCGUCGCUGCUGAGCGUCUUUCUAGCCGGUGAGGCACGGAUACCCCAGGGUCCAGCUCUGGACACACAUUUCCCCUUGUCCGUCAGCCCACUCGGCCUUCAGAGCCCCCAGCCUCCCCCUGCGCCCCACCACUCUGCUCUUACUGACCCUCAUGCCAGGAAACCCCUUCCCCUUUCUCCAGCACUCUCUUGGAGUCUCCUGCACCUGCUCCCUCCUUUGGAGAAUGAACCUAAGGCGAUGCUGUCUCCCAGGUCUCCCUUGGGCCCACAAAGUCCAUGCCAGAGUUCCCAGAGCCUGGCCCACCUGUGGAAACAGCCCGUAAGCUCCGCCCCUCCCACCUACCCCCCUCAGAGAGUUGCCAAGCUAGUGUUCCAGCGACUGAAUGAGGACUUCGUGCAGAAACCAGACUAUGCCCUGAGCUCCGUGGGAGCCACCAUUGACCUAGAGAAGACAUCCCAUGACUAUGAGGACACAAACAUGGCCUAUUUCUGGAAUCGCUUCAGCUUCUGGAAUUACGCACGGCCACCUACGGUCAUCCUGGAGCCAGAUGUAUUCCCUGGGAAUUGCUGGGCUUUUCAGGGCCACCAAGGCCAAGUUGUGAUCCGGUUGGCAGGCCGUGUGCAGCUGAGUGACAUCACCCUGCAGCAUCCCCCACCCAGCGUGGCACACACGGAAGAUGCCAGCAGUGCCCCCCGAGACUUUGCAGUCUUUGGUCUCCAGGUUGAUGAUAAGACUGAAGUUUUCUUGGGGAGGUUCACCUUUGACGUGAAGAAAUUUGCGAUUCAGACUUUCCACCUACAGAAUGACUCUCCAUCUGCCUUUCCCAAGGUGAAGAUCCAGAUUCUAAGCAACUGGGGCCACCCACGUUUCACGUGCUUGUAUCGAGUCCGUGCCCAUGGUUUAAGAAUCUCAGAGGGAGAGGGUAGUGCCACAGGGGCCACUAGGGGGCCCCAUUAAACACGCUGAUGAUUGGA
This is a messenger RNA of Cavia porcellus (domestic guinea pig), 1545 nucleotides long. It is a transcript of the gene Spag4, whose product is annotated as sperm associated antigen 4. Gene Ontology annotation, molecular function: protein-membrane adaptor activity. The record is from RefSeq and is a predicted model, not a curated record. Lineage: Eukaryota; Metazoa; Chordata; Mammalia; Rodentia; Caviidae. Gene Ontology annotation, cellular component: nuclear envelope; meiotic nuclear membrane microtubule tethering complex. The transcript has 9 exons. The coding region runs from base 338 to 1528 and encodes 396 amino acids.